ACUUGUUGCGCCGGCGGCUGCGUGGUGUCGCUCGCUCCCUCCGCUCCAGUUCGCCCAGGCGGGCGCGGCGGCGACGGCAGCGGCGGCGCGGGGACGGCGCGAUGCGGCGCUACCUGCGCGUCGUGGUGCUGUGCCUGGCCUGUGGCUUCUGCUCGCUCCUCUACGCCUUCAGCCAGCUCGCCGUGUCCCUGGAGGAAGGAGCGGGCGGCGGUGGCGGGAAGCCGCAGGCCGCAGCGGCUUCCUGGCUCGCGGGCGGCGGACGCGGCGCCGGGAGAGGGGCGGGCAGCGCGGGCCCCGCGGCGCAUCCCGGCCGGUCUGACAGGUGUAAAGAUUUCUCUCUGUGUUACUGGAAUCCCUAUUGGAUGCUGCCCUCUGAUGUUUGUGGAAUGAACUGCUUUUGGGAAGCGGCUUUUAGGUAUAGUCUGAAAAUGCAGCCCGUUGAGAGAGUGCACCUAGCCGUAGUUGCCUGUGGGGAAAGACUGGAAGAAACUCUAACCAUGUUGAAGUCAGCACUUAUCUUCAGCAUCAAACCUCUUCAGUUCCAUAUUUUUGCUGAAGAUCAACUGCAUGAUAGUUUUAAAGGCAUACUUAACAGCUGGUCAUUUCUACAAACAUUUAAUUAUUCAUUAUACCCGAUAACUUUUCCAAGUGAGAAUGCAGCAGAAUGGAAAAAGCUCUUUAAACCGUGUGCUUCCCAGAGAUUGUUCUUGCCAUUAAUCCUAAAAGAAGUUGACUCACUAUUAUAUGUUGACACUGAUAUCCUUUUUUUACGGCCCGUUGAUGAUAUUUGGUCUUUACUAAAGAAAUUUAAUUCCACACAAAUUGCUGCAAUGGCACCAGAACAUGAAGAGCCUCGAAUAGGCUGGUAUAAUCGCUUUGCCAGACAUCCAUACUAUGGAAAAACUGGAGUGAACUCUGGAGUUAUGUUGAUGAACAUGACCAGAAUGAGAAGGAAGUAUUUCAAGAAUGAUAUGACCACUGUGCGACUACGAUGGGGAGAUAUACUUAUGCCAUUGCUUAAAAAAUACAAACUGAACAUCACAUGGGGUGAUCAAGAUCUGUUGAAUAUCAUAUUUUUUCAUAAUCCAGAAAGCCUUUUUGUUUUUCCGUGUCAAUGGAAUUAUCGACCAGAUCAUUGCAUAUAUGGAAGCAAUUGCCAAGAAGCCGAAGAAGAAGGAAUCUUUAUUCUUCAUGGGAACAGAGGUGUUUACCAUGAUGAUAAGCAACCAGCGUUUAGAGCUAUUUAUGAAGCACUGAGAAAUUGUUCUUUUGAAGAUGACAACAUCCAUUCUUUAUUAAAGCCUUUAGAACUGGAACUACAAAAGACAGUGCAUACAUACUGUGGAAAAAUUUACAAAAUAUUUAUCAAACAGCUGACAAAAAGCAUACAGGAUCGUUAUGAUAGACCACCAAAGGAAAGGUGAUUCUUGGUGACCGCUAAAUCAAAUGAAUUAAAACAACAAAAUGUCAGAGGAUAUGUGUGAAGGAAUAGUCUUAGAUGAAGUGUUCAGGAAGGAAUUAUUCAUCUUCAGAAUAAUUUUUUUUCCCGAAGAAGUUAAAUGAGCAGUAUUUUCAUGUAAUGAAGAAUAAGUUGAAGUCUUGGACCCCAACAAGAAGAUAUUUUUGAUUUCUGAUGUUUUGUAAUGCUAUUUGCUAUCAUUCUAGUAUUGAUGAAGAUAUUAUUGAAUGGUUAUAGCCUACAGACUUCGUUUGACUCUUACUCUCAAGUGGGUAAGAGCAGUAGGGAUGUAUGGUUGGAGAAAAAUGUACCUCAUACACAGUGGAAACACUCAAACUGUGAGUAUAGCAAUAAUUUUACGUCAGCACUAACCUCACUUUAAAUGUGUGAGAAAAGAAAGUUGUUUACAGGAGCAGAAAAUGUUCUGUUUCUAAAGAAAUGUGAUGUAACUGAUGUC
This is a messenger RNA of Eubalaena glacialis (North Atlantic right whale), 1916 nucleotides long. RefSeq names its product glucoside xylosyltransferase 1 (gene GXYLT1). Gene Ontology annotation, molecular function: UDP-xylosyltransferase activity. Gene Ontology annotation, biological process: protein O-linked glycosylation via N-acetylgalactosamine. The record is from RefSeq and is a predicted model, not a curated record. The coding region runs from base 102 to 1424 and encodes 440 amino acids. The transcript has 8 exons. NCBI's taxonomy places the organism in Eukaryota, Metazoa, Chordata, Mammalia, Artiodactyla, Balaenidae.